Molecule: messenger RNA, 1068 nt
Organism: Setaria italica (foxtail millet)
Lineage: Eukaryota; Viridiplantae; Streptophyta; Magnoliopsida; Poales; Poaceae
Product: probable DNA-3-methyladenine glycosylase 2
Exons: 2
Coding region: 79-936 (285 amino acids)
Biological process (GO): base-excision repair; base-excision repair, AP site formation; DNA alkylation repair
Cellular component (GO): nucleus; protein-DNA complex
Molecular function (GO): DNA-7-methylguanine glycosylase activity; DNA-3-methyladenine glycosylase activity; alkylated DNA binding
Source: RefSeq, a predicted model, not a curated record
UUCAGUUGGCUCGUCCUCUGACCUUCCAACUCCGGCGGCGCCGUACGUCGCAGCCGCGCGCUAUCCGGAGAGACCUUGAUGGGGCGGCCGGCGCGCUCCCGAUCUCCGGCCACCGGCACGCCUACGGCGGCCACCGAACUUCGCUCCGCCAAGAUCUCCUUCCGCUCCCGUAAAAUCGUCAAGACACCGCCAGGAAAACCCCUCGCCACGACCGCCGUGCCACCACCGGUGCCGGCGCCUCUACCUCCAGUGCUGCCAGCGCUAUCCUCCCCGGGCGAGAUUGCGGCCGCGCUACGCCACCUCCAAGCAGCGGACCCCCUCCUCGCCGCGGUCAUCGCCUCCACUGAGGCCCUCACAUUCGCAGCCUCCCCCUCCCUCCCCGCAUUCCACGCCCUCGCGCGCUCCAUCCUCUACCAGCAGCUCGCGACCUCCGCCGCCGACGCCAUCUACGCUCGCUUCCUCGCACUCCUCCCUUCUGCGUCCGCCGCAGCCUCCGACGCGGUAACCCCGGCCGCCGUCCUUGCCCUCGCCGCCGCCGACCUACGCACCAUCGGCGUCUCCGGCCGCAAGGCCUCUUACCUCCACGACCUCGCGAUCAGAUUCGCAGCCGGGGAGCUCUCCGACUCCGCCGUGGCCGCGAUGGACGAGUCUGCGCUCCUCGCCGAGCUCACCAAGGUGAAAGGCGUCGGCGAGUGGACCGUCCACAUGUUCAUGAUCUUCUCGCUGCACCGCCCCGACGUGCUCCCGUGCGGCGACCUUGGCGUGCGUAAGGGCGUUCAGGAGCUGUACAAGCUGAAGGCGCUGCCCAAGCCAGAGGAGAUGGCGGCAUUAUGCGAGCGGUGGAGGCCGUACCGGUCGGUAGGCGCGUGGUACAUGUGGCGCCUCAUGGAGAGCAAGGGCGCUGCGGCCAAGAAGAAGGGCAAGGCGAGCUCUUAGCUAGUUUGCUUUGGAAGGGUCAUGGACUUUACCUCGGGUCCAGAAUCCCUGUGUCUUGUACUUGGGGUACGGCACACGCCCUGACUCAAUCAUCUUGACGUCGUCGACAAGAUCUUCAUAGUGUAAGCGCAC